AUGGCAUCUGAGACUGGCAACGGUUCAUCCGCAGGCGCAGCCGACACGGGCAGGGACGCUGACCUCUCGCCUUCGACUUUCAGCCGUCCCCUGAGACACUUUCGCGCCAACAGACAAUGGAAAGAAAACGUAGCGCGGGUCCUGGGGGACGAAUUCGAAGGUAAGUGGUCAUCCAUCCACGAAAUGAUGGAAGACCUACAGACAGCCGAACCGUUUGAAGACCAAGCCGGAGAAAAGUGGACGCAAGAGGAGACGGAGCGGGUUGCGCGUCUCAUCUGCUGGGGCUUGACGAACGAGAUGAUUGGGAAGAUUAUCGGGAGGACGGCAACAGCCAUCGGUGCUCAUGUUCGUAAAAAUGAGGACAGUGUAGAGGUCACCAAGGGGCAUGAGGAGCAUGUCUUGAACUGCCAAGCCCCUGGUCCCAGCGAGAAGAGGCAGCUCGACGUAAUCUGGUGUCCCUUCGGUGAUUAUUCUCCAUGA
Messenger RNA from Fusarium vanettenii 77-13-4, 480 nucleotides. RefSeq lists its product as uncharacterized. Lineage: Eukaryota; Fungi; Ascomycota; Sordariomycetes; Hypocreales; Nectriaceae. Bases 1 to 480 code for a protein of 159 amino acids. The transcript is spliced from 2 exons. The record is from RefSeq and is a predicted model, not a curated record.